Messenger RNA from Panicum virgatum (switchgrass), 1499 nucleotides. Its product is annotated as transcription repressor OFP8-like. The record is from RefSeq and is a predicted model, not a curated record. Lineage: Eukaryota; Viridiplantae; Streptophyta; Magnoliopsida; Poales; Poaceae. The transcript has a single exon. Bases 418 to 1113 code for a protein of 231 amino acids. Gene Ontology annotation, biological process: negative regulation of DNA-templated transcription.
CACAAGACCUCUCACUCUCCUAGUCUCCUCAUCUAUACACUGUCUCGUCUCUAUCUGUGCAUCAGCUCAUUUUACCAGCGUGCACCAUCUAGCUUUGCCGCUCUAAUUAUCCCCUUCACAUGCUGCUCUCUCUUCUCGCUUCUCACCUGGCUGCUCACGUUGUUCUCUUUACUCCGGCCAUUCAAUCGUUUCCCCACGCUGUCACAUGGCGCUCCAUUAAUAUAUAGCACCACACCACCAGGCACCAGGCCGGCUCCUCCAGCUGCGAGCUCCGAGAACGCAACAGCUCGCUGUGGCUGUGCUGUAUGUGCUGUACCCGAGCUCGUAGCAUCGGCUAGCUAGCUCUCUCUCUCUCUCUCUCUCUCUCUGUGCGCGUGUGUGCAAGCGCAAGCACGUACGCUUCCACUUGCGGCCGGCAUGUCGGGCAGGUCGUCCAGGAGGGGGAGGAGCGGCGGCUUCAUGCUGCGGCAGCCGCCGGUGGUGGACGUCGGCUGCAACUGCCGCUGCCCGAAGCUGUUCUCCGUCUUCUCCUCCUCAUCGUCGUCCCUGUUCCGCGGCGGGGGCAAGCCCAAGUCCCCGAACGCCUCCUCCACGUCCACCACCACGGCGUUCACGGCCACCACCGCGGGCGGGGGCAGCGGCACCACGGCCACCUCCACCGACUCCUCCUCCUGGGGCCCCGCGUCGUUCGUCGCCACCAACUCUCUGUACGACGACCCGGUGCCGGCGGUGGCGCCGCCGCCGCACGAGCGGGAGCAGCAGGAGGCGAGGCGGCGGCGGAGGCAGCAGCAGCAGCACCGCCGGCGCCGCCGGCGCGCGGCCCCCGCCCCCGCGCACCACGGCGUGGGAGACGACGACGAGCACGGGCGGCGGGUGGCGCGCGAGAGCGUGGCGGUGGCGGUGGAGUCGGCGGAGCCGUACGAGGACUUCCGCGAGUCCAUGGUGCAGAUGGUGGUGGAGAAGGAGAUCUACGCGUGGGACGACCUCAACGACCUCCUACACCAGUUCCUCUCCCUCAACUCGCCGCGCCACCACCCGCUCAUCCUCCACGCCUUCGCCGACCUCUGGACCCGCAACGGCCUCUUCUGCCCGCCGUCGCCCUGCCAGUUCUAGCUAGGCAACCAACCACCGCUCGCCGCCCAACGCGAGGCGCCACGCCACGCCAUGCUCGUACUACGCUUGCACACUGUAUUAACCACUAGCUAGCUUACUACAGUACUAGUCUUCGUCUUACCACCACUACUACUACGGCUACCCCUCCACUCAGAAAUCGUUCCGCCAUUAACGGAGCUCGCAGCCGCAGCUCGCGCGUGACCGGGACACUAUUAACCGAGGUCCCGGCCGGCGAGCUGCAUCUUGCGUAGCUGCCAUGGACGCCAAGGCCCUGAGCUUAUUAAUUAGGCUGACGAGCAGGAGAGAACGAAGGCUAUGCACGAUUAACUGUUGAUGCCUGCUGUAAUUUUCACCAGUGUAAUGCCGUAAUUCCAUUUCGUUUGCAA